GUUAUGUUGUCCACAGAGGUGUGGUUAUGUUGUCCACAGAGGUGUGGUUAUGUUGUCCACAGAGGUGUGGUUAUGUUGUCCACAGAGGUGUGGUUAUGUUGUCCACAGAGGUGUGGUUAUGUUGUCCACAGAGGUGUGGUUAUGUUGUCCACAGAGGUGUGGUUAUGUUGUCCACAGAGGUGUGGUUACGUUGUCCACAGAGCAGAGGAGAGGUGUUGUUAUGUUGUCCACAGAGGUGUGGUUAUGUUGUCCACAGAGGUGUGGUUAUGUUGUCCACAGAGCAGAGGUGUGGUUAUGUUGUCCGCAGAGCAGAGGUGUGGUUAUGUUGUCCGCAGAGCAGAGGUGUGGUUAUGUUGUCCGCAGAGCAGAGGUGUGGUUAUGUUGUCCGCAGAGCAGAGGUGUGGUUAUGUUGUCCGCAGAGCAGAGGUGUGGUUAUGUUGUCCGCAGAGCAGAGGUGUGGUUAUGUUGUCCGCAGAGCAGAGGUGUGGUUAUGUUGUCCGCAGAGCAGAGGUGUGGUUAUGUUGUCCGCAGAGCAGAGGUGUGGUUAUGUUGUCCGCAGAGCAGAGGUGUGGUUAUGUUGUCCGCAGAGCAGAGGUGUGGUUAUGUUGUCCGCAGAGCAGAGGUGUGGUUAUGUUGUCCGCAGAGCAGAGGUGUGGUUAUGUUGUCCGCAGAGCAGAGGUGUGGUUAUGUUGUCCGCAGAGCAGAGGUGUGGUUAUGUUGUCCGCAGAGCAGAGGUGUGGUUAUGUUGUCCGCAGAGCAGAGGUGUGGUUAUGUUGUCCGCAGAGCAGAGGUGUGGUUAUGUUGUCCGCAGAGCAGAGGUGUGGUUAUGUUGUCCGCAGAGCAGAGGUGUGGUUAUGUUGUCCGCAGAGCAGAGGUGUGGUUAUGUUGUCCGCAGAGCAGAGGUGUGGUUAUGUUGUCCGCAGAGCAGAGGUGUGGUUAUGUUGUCCGCAGAGCAGAGGUGUGGUUAUGUUGUCCGCAGAGCAGAGGUGUGGUUAUGUUGUCCGCAGAGCAGAGGUGUGGUUAUGUUGUCCGCAGAGCAGAGGUGUGGUUAUGUUGUCCCAUUUUUACCCUAAAACCCCAAGAGACAAUGAUGCAGACGCACAGUGACUAAGAAACGGAAAGGAGGAAACCUAAAGAGGAACCAGGCUCCGAGGGGCGGCCAGUCGUCUUCUGGCCGUACCGGGUGGGUUAUGCUAACAGUGUGUCUCU
Messenger RNA from Oncorhynchus keta (chum salmon), 1209 nucleotides. RefSeq lists its product as uncharacterized. Bases 50 to 1111 code for a protein of 353 amino acids. The transcript has 4 exons. Lineage: Eukaryota; Metazoa; Chordata; Actinopteri; Salmoniformes; Salmonidae. The record is from RefSeq and is a predicted model, not a curated record.